CACGUGAGUCUGGUUGGUGUUUUAGAUUGUGCUUGUCACAAGCCCCUGUUUUUCCUCAUCUGCCCCUCCCAAAGAAAAACACCUAGAAAUUUACAUUGAAAAAAGGAAGAAAAAAAAUCGAAGCUUUGAGCCAUGAAAAACAUUAUAUGAAUGCUUUAAAUUCAAUUCCCAUGUCGAGAUCAUUGAUUCAACGCAUUUCUCCAUUUUUCAUAGCUCGAAUCAAGCAAAACCAUAAGCUUCUAAGCUCUUCUUUUUCUUCAUCUUCUUCAGCUCUUCAUGAGGCUUCUUCUGAAUCUCCAUCUCCUUCCCUCGAUGCAGUUCACAUGACUGAUAAUUGCAUAAAGAGAAUGAAAGAAUUGCAAGCAAGUGAGCAAUCAUCUGAUCAUAAGAUGCUUCGAUUGAGUGUAGAAACCGGUGGAUGUUCGGGGUUUCAAUACGUGUUUGAUUUGGAUGACAAAACAAACCCAGAUGACAGAGUUUUUGUGAGGGAAGGGGUAAAGUUGGUAGUUGAUGAUAUUUCCUAUGAUUUUGUAAAAGGAGCAACCAUCGAUUAUGUCGAGGAGUUAAUUCGUUCUGCAUUCGUGGUGACGACAAAUCCUAGUGCAGUUGGAGGGUGCAGUUGUAAAAGUUCAUUCAUGGUGAAACAGUAGAUGUUUCAAGCACAUUGCUCAUAGUAAAUCAAUUUUUUUUUUGUCAUAACAUUUAUUUAGUUGCAAAAUAAUAUGCAUACUUUGGUCUCGUAGUUCUAUGUUGUUUGGAUUCGGGAUGGAUAUCAUAAUGUAAGAAUGGCUGCUGAUUAUCUGGUAACGAGGAAUUUCCUCUCAAUGAGAUUGGUUACUCUUUUAAUCUUUUCUCUAAAA
Gossypium arboreum is the source of this 860-nucleotide messenger RNA. RefSeq names its product iron-sulfur assembly protein IscA-like 2, mitochondrial. The transcript is spliced from 4 exons. Gene Ontology annotation, biological process: iron-sulfur cluster assembly. NCBI's taxonomy places the organism in Eukaryota, Viridiplantae, Streptophyta, Magnoliopsida, Malvales, Malvaceae. Gene Ontology annotation, cellular component: mitochondrion. The record is from RefSeq and is a predicted model, not a curated record. Gene Ontology annotation, molecular function: 2 iron, 2 sulfur cluster binding; 4 iron, 4 sulfur cluster binding; iron ion binding. The coding region runs from base 147 to 650 and encodes 167 amino acids.